Chironomus riparius is the source of this 465-nucleotide messenger RNA. Lineage: Eukaryota; Metazoa; Arthropoda; Insecta; Diptera; Chironomidae. The record is from the annotation of a GenBank genome assembly.
AUGGAAGUAGGACGAAAAAGAUUGAGAACAGAUGUAGAUGACAGAAGUCGUCAGCAGAAAUACCUAGUAACGAGCAGAUUAGUCGAACAAAAUGACAAGAUAUUGAUGCAAAAAGUUUAUGAAAAGACAUUAAGUAUGAUGUUCUCUGGAUCUCGUCAACGAAAGAGCCUUGAAAGUGUCGAAAAUGACGGGGAAAUAUUAGACAAAACAUUAGAAGAUAAAAUUGAAGAUAAACUGCCAACCAACUCUCUUGGAUGUAAAUUGUGCCUUAAAGACAUCGACACAUCCUUAAACAAUAGUAUUUGUAGUUGUUGUAACUUGAAAAUUUGUGAGGCUUGCAAGGAGCAUUGCUCUUACUGCUCAAAAAGCUUGUGCGUAAACUGUGUUAACAUCUUCGGAUGCUCCAUUCAAACUGAUGAUUUUGCUACCCCAAUUUGUGAGGACUGCAAAAGUUUUGUAGAUUAG